AGCGCGAGGCGGCCGAGCUCGACGCCAAGAUCGGCCAGCUGAAAGACUGCGUCGACAGUCUGGUCCGCAUGCAACAAAGGAGCUUGGAAUCAAACCUCUUCAACAAGAGCAACGAACUUCAGGAGGAGAUUGGCACGAAGCGAUUCGACCUUCAAGUGGCGCAGAUCCACUACGCGGCCGUCAAAGCUCAGCGCGACCUGUUUGCAAGCAAAGUUGAGGCGUCCGGAGAGGGAGGCCGGGAACGGAAGUCCAGCGGCAGCAGCGAGAGAGCCGGCAUGAAGACCAAGUGGCUGAAGGCCUUCAAGUCGCUCAAGUCAUCCGGCUUCAACAAGGAUACCGGACAGGACAGGCGGAAUGGCCGGGAAGGCAGCCGGCCACCGGACGGACCGACCGCUGCCAGCCUUCCAGUCGGAGCUCACUGGUUCCAAGAGUACACCUACAAGAAGAUCACUGCCUGCGACACCUGCAAUCAGAUUCUCAGAGGAGAUGAGCCGGACAGCGCUCCUGCAUCUGUGUCGGGCCGCCCGGGCCCUCAAACGGCAGGGCACACGCGGCAGGGCCUCAAGUGCCGGUUGUGCAAGAUGAACGUGCACGUCGAGUGCCAGGGCAGCGUGCCGCGCUGUCAGCCCAAGUCACGCCUGCUGCGCCGCCAGAAGUCCACCUCCGAGCUGGAGACGCGCUACAUCGAGGGCGCCGAGGACCCCACCGGAGCGGAAGCCACUGACCCAGUGUAUGACCUGCUGAAGCAAGCGGCCGCCAAGCGCAAAGAGUCUUCCCUUCCACCGCCCACUCCCAUCAUUCGAGGGCACACGCGGCAGGGCCUCAAGUGCCGGUUGUGCAAGAUGAACGUGCAUGUCGAGUGCCAGGGCAGCGUGCCGCGCUGUCAGCCCAAGUCACGCCUGCUGCGCCGCCAGAAGUCCACCUCCGAGCUGGAGACGCGCUACAUCGAGGGCGCCGAGGACCCCA
This is a messenger RNA of Pollicipes pollicipes, 966 nucleotides long. Its product is annotated as SH3 and cysteine-rich domain-containing protein. The record is from RefSeq and is a predicted model, not a curated record. NCBI's taxonomy places the organism in Eukaryota, Metazoa, Arthropoda, Thecostraca, Pollicipedomorpha, Pollicipedidae. Gene Ontology annotation, biological process: skeletal muscle contraction; positive regulation of protein localization to plasma membrane; positive regulation of voltage-gated calcium channel activity.